This is a messenger RNA of Oncorhynchus keta (chum salmon), 11585 nucleotides long. Its product is annotated as sodium/hydrogen exchanger 1-like. Gene Ontology annotation, cellular component: membrane. NCBI's taxonomy places the organism in Eukaryota, Metazoa, Chordata, Actinopteri, Salmoniformes, Salmonidae. Bases 1402 to 3861 code for a protein of 819 amino acids. Gene Ontology annotation, biological process: regulation of pH; sodium ion transport; proton transmembrane transport. The record is from RefSeq and is a predicted model, not a curated record. The transcript is spliced from 19 exons. Gene Ontology annotation, molecular function: sodium:proton antiporter activity.
AGCACAAAUCGGUUGUGUACAGUAUGCUAUUCGUGACAUGGUGUCAGCACCCAGGACAUUACUAAAUUAUAAUUAUGAAAUUGAUGACAAAAUGUUUUGUCUGUACUCACAAAUAAACACACCCUUUUCCAUAACACACAUUUGAUAUUGAAGGGAUGGUGAAAUGUUUUGGGCUGGACUGACAAAAACACACCCAUUUCCAUAACACAAUUUUGAUAUUGAAUUGAAAAUUAUUUUAAAGAGAACAUUCCAGUUGGAUAUCUUGUCAAUCAAUGCAUUUAUAACAAUAUAUUAUCACCCUAGAGGUACAUUUUGAAUUAGCCUACAAUGAAGACUUAAAUAAAAUGGAGUGUAUGGUGCAAUCAAUUCCAACAGAUGCCAGAUACUAGGCUAGCCAUACUGUAGCGUUGUUCUGCCCUGCAGUCCAGGUAGAUCAAGUCUCCUGAGACAGAAUGUGAAGCUUGCGACUACCCAUUGGGCCUAGACAGAAUAUUGAACAUGAAUUUAGCAAAAAAAAGAACAAAUAAAUGUAUGGCUUUUCCAUAUAUGAACAUUUAAGAUACAUCUCUCACGUCCUCUCGCGCACCUCCCCCCAAUAGAUGUCAGUGUGUUCGAAAAUAAAAAGGGCUCCCUCCUCAUUCUCCUCCCUCCGCGAAAGGGUGUGCGUUUUGAAAGGUUGUAUUUAUCUCGCUAACGUCACAUUACAGGAGUACAUUGGCGGAGUGAUAACAUCAGAAGUCACUGUCGGAGCCACGCAUCCUCAUACUGACUGAGUUCAAAGAAGGUCUUGUUCUGUCCGGGACAGGGUACGGCGGCAUACACCCGAUGCAUGGAAUGGAGUUCAUAUAUCUCGGAUCCCCCACAAAUGCAACGUGACAGUUCUAAACGUUUAAUUCAAGGUCAAUAUUGGACUUCGAUCAGCUGUAACCGCGGACAUUAUUGAGGAUAUUUAUCUUCUUGUGGAACCGGAAUUGUAUGAGCAGCAUCUUUUUCUUUUCUUUUUCGGCGGUGAGCAAUGCCAUCUUUCACCGAAGAGGUUAACCUACGCUCCCAGUAUCUAAAACAACAUUUCGGACCAAGUGUUCAAUUAAAAAAUGUGCUAUUUAGGAGAGGAUAUGUAACUAGCUAACUAACAGCACUGUAGCCGUGUCUUGAGCACUCCAGGUCCGGUGUACCUUCGACGUUUCCUGAUUUCACGAAAGGUGUUAGCCAGCUUGCCACAGUACCUGGAACUGCUGCAUCCAUCUCAAAUAGCUUACUAAAGUUUCCUAGCUAGCCAGCCAAUUGUCGAACAUGGAUAUUUUGUGGGUCCUUUGGAAAACCACUUGCUAGUGAGGAAAGUGUGUUCAUUACACGCACACCCCCACUAAAUUCUUUAAAUAAAAAAAAACGAAUUUCAACAUGUCUGUUCGCGUAGUUUUACACUCACCCAAUGGCUCCAGAAGUUUUCUGGAGCGGGGACUCCUACUUCUGGUGAUGUUGAUCUUUCUGGAGGGCACCGUACUGACGCUUGGAGCUGCAAGCUCACCGGACAUCAGCGCGCAGGACAACACUGGAGGACGCGACCACCGAGGGAUAGCAGGCAGCCACGACCAUACUAACUACACAUACACAAAAAAGGCCUUCCCUGUCCUGUCUCUAGAUUACCAUCACAUACAGGUGCCUUUCGAGAUCUCUUUAUGGGUGCUGCUGGCCUCUUUAAUGAAAUUAGGGUUCCACCUGAUCCCGCGGCUGUCCAGCAUCGUGCCCGAGUCCUGUCUGCUCAUUGUGGUGGGCCUCCUGGUCGGUGGCCUCAUCAAGCUGGCAGGCGAGGAGGUACCACCCGUGCUGGACUCCAACCUCUUCUUCCUGUGCCUCCUCCCCCCGAUCAUCCUGGAUGCGGGCUACUUCCUGCCCAUCCGGCCCUUCAUGGAGAACAUCGGCACCAUCCUGAUGUUCGCCGUGGUCGGCACCCUGUGGAACGCCUUCUUCGUAGGGGGUCUCCUCUACGCCGUGUGCCAGAUCGAGGGCACAUACCUGAGCCAGGUGGAGCUGCUGCCCUGCCUGCUGUUCGGGAGCAUUAUCUCGGCCGUGGACCCGGUGGCCGUGCUGGCUGUGUUUGAGGAGAUCCACAUCAACGAGCUGCUGCACAUUCUGGUAUUCGGAGAGUCGCUGCUCAAUGAUGCCGUCACUGUGGUCUUAUACCACCUGUUUGAGGAGUACUCUGGUGCAGGUGAGGUAACGCCGAUGGACGUGGUCCUCGGGGUCAUCUGCUUCCUGAUUGUGUCGCUGGGUGGCAUCGCCGUGGGCGCCAUCUACGGUAUCCUGGCGGCCUUCACCUCCCGGUUCACCUCGCACACCCGCGUCAUCGAGCCCCUCUUCAUGUUCGUUUACAGCUACAUGGCUUACCUCUCGGCGGAGAUGUUCCACCUGUCUGGAAUUAUGGCGCUGAUUGCGUGUGGUGCGGUGAUGCGUCCCUACGUGGAGGCCAACAUAUCCCACAAGUCCCACACCACCGUCAAGUACUUCCUGAAGAUGUGGAGCAGCGUGAGCGAGACCCUCAUCUUCAUCUUCCUGGGCGUGGCCACGGUGGCCGGGCCGCACGCCUGGAACUGGACCUUUGUCUCCGUCACCGUCAUCCUUUGCCUGGUGUCACGUGUCAUUGGCGUGGUGGGCCUUACCUUUAUCAUCAACAAGUUCCGCAUCGUCAAGCUGACCACCAAGGACCAGUUCAUUGUGGCCUACGGUGGCCUGCGAGGGGCCAUCGCCUUCUCCCUGGGCUACCUGCUAGACAAGGACCUCUUCCCCAUGAGGACCAUGUUCCUCACCGCCAUCAUUACCGAAAUCUUCUUCACCGUGUUUGUACAGGGCAUGACUAUCAAACCCCUGGUGGACCUGUUGGCCGUGAAGAAGAAGCAGGAGGCCAAGCGCUCCAUCAAUGAGGAGAUCCACACCCAGUUCCUGGACCACCUGCUGACUGGCAUUGAGGACAUCUGUGGACACUACGGCCAUCACCACUGGAAAGACAAGCUAAACCGCUUCAACAAGAAGUACAUAAAGAAGUGCCUGAUAGCGGGCGAGCGCUACAAGGAGCCGCAGCUCAUCGCCUUCUACCACAAGAUGGAGUUCAAGCAGGCCAUCGAGCUGGUGGAGAGCGGCGGGGGCGUCAAGCUGCCCUCCGCCGUGCCCUCGCAGGUCUCCAUGCAGAACAUCCAGCCCAAGAAGCUGCCGCCCCCUGUAGCAGAGCGGGCCCUGCCUCAGUUCACCAAGGGCCGUGAGGAGGAGAUCAGGAAGAUCCUCAGGAGUAACCUGCAGAAGACCCGCCAGAGGCUGCGCUCCUACAACAGACACACUCUGGUGGCCGAUCCCUUCGAGGACGGAUGGAACGACUUCCUCCUGAAGAAGCAGAGGUUGAUCGACCUAGAGAAGAAGAUGACAGAGAUGAGUAACUACCUCACAGUCCCUGGCGCAAUUCCUGACUCCCCCACCAUGUGCAGAGCCAGACUGGCCUCGGACCCCAACGCCUUCUACAACAUCAAGGCGUCCUCAGACGGCGUCCCUACCAUCCAGGUGGACCUGGCCUCCCCCCAGUCCCCGGACUCUGUCAACAUGCUGAACGAGUUCUCCAAGGAGGGUGCCACGGGCCUGGGUCAGAGGGAGGGUGCCACGGGCCAGGGCCUGGGUCAGAGGGAGGGUGCCACGGGCCUGGGUCAGAGGCAGGGGGCUGACCGGGAUGAGGAUCGAGGCCUGAUGAUGAAGCCGGCCGGGAAAGGGGAGAAGGGAGAGGAAGAGGGGGGCAACAAGAACCCAGGGCUGAUGAGGUGUCUGAGUGACCCGGGACCCAGUAAUGAGGACGAGGAGGAUGAACCAUUCCUUCCCUAAAAAACAACUAGCUCCUUCCAUUGCGAGGAAUAGGGAGGGGCCUGGUUGUAGCGGCUCCUUCCCAUGAGCGGGGCACUACAGGGGAAAGGUCCACUUCCUCUCACUCCACCACCACCUCAUUUGAGUUUGCUAUCCCAUUGGUUGAGGAACAAAUAAAGCCAAAACUGGACUUGGGACAUAACUUGAUUUAUGAACCAAAAGAGAAAAGGAUACUAAAUAGCCAUCUUUUUUCAAUAGUUGUCAUUGCUCUUUUUUCGUUGUUUAAGUGAUAGGAAGGCAGUCGCCACCUUGGCUGAUCUUGGGCUCGGUGGAAAUUAUCCCGAGAGACAGGGGAACAUAAUUAUGCGUUACCAAAGGGUUGGACUGGUUUAGUCACAGACAAUGUUCCACAUUUUGUCGUCAUAACGUUUACGAUCGGUCUUCUACUUUCAAGAAAAGUUGGCCUCUUUUUUUUUUUUUGUCAGACAGAGUAAACCCCCUUUCACUAGGUGCAUUGUAUCAGACAAUUAACCUCUUAAACUGCAUGUUUUUAAUUUAAGGGUUGAUAUGAGGCUGUUGUUUAUGUGGUUGUCUUUUGUCAUCGUUUGUCCUUCAGUUGGUCAGGGUUCUACGUGGUGUACUCGGUGCUGUACACUGGAUGUACUUCACACUGUAAUGUCUGUCGAGUUUAGCACAGUGAAAACCCCUUUCUUCACCACCUCGCCUAUUGAGACCCUAAGUCUAAGGAAUGUGUCAAUCGCCAGACUUGGAAAUGUAAUGUUGCAUCGCCGUUUAAAGCGCCUCCUCUCUAUUUGAAUCGAACAUACAAAAUCGGCAGCAUCGCUGAGAUGUGUAUGCUGUGCAGUAGAAGAUCAUUUACAUACAAGAAGGAUUGUGAUGCAACACCAAGAGAUUUGUUGAUCUUGAAUGGACUUCACUCCCCUAUAUAAGCCGAUCCCUAAAAUCACACCAAAUACUGUUAUACUCCUGACACCCAGCCAAAAAAAAACUGUUUUGAGUUCAAAUAAUUUACAAAGACAAAUUUGUAUGUGCACUGUAGUGGACAUAAAGAAAAAGUUGAUAGUAAAUAUGAAACAUGUAUAUUACAGUAGGUAAACAUAGUUGUCACAUCCUGAUGUCUACUACAGAGGGCAUUUAUAAACACUCUUAUUUAGCUCGUAUUGAAUUUGGAAAAAAAUGGUUACACUGCUCUGAAAACCAUCCACAUUCUUUCUAAGAUAUUUACUAGAAGGAAUUUCAAUUCAAACUCACAAAAAUGACAAUUACACAAAUACAUACACUUACCUUCUUACCACAGCAUAUGCUAAUUGUGUUGGCAGCCAUUUUGAAAAUCCAGGAAGAGAACGUUAUCUAGGCCACACCCCCACUCAUGUGAUAUCAUUGGAUAAACCCAGAAUGUCCUACAACAGGACUUAACCUAGUGGCAUGUCAAAGAGAGUGGCCAAAAAUGAAUGGUUGGGUCUCAGGAGGAUAUGUUACAAGUUCCCUUUAAGAAAAGGCUCUAGUAUGGGCCAUUUCAGAACCAUUUUGUGGCGUUUUCUCCAUCUUACAAUUCAUGUUGCAUCUUAUGACUCUGAUCUAUUCUCUCUUUGCACCUUAUUCACAUCAAGUAUUUUUUUUUACAUUUUUAAAAGACCCCGUUGCCGGUUUAACGUUCCUCAUUUGGUUUUUAGCGCUCCCCUUUUGAAAAUGUAGUGUUCCAUAACCAUUUUGGAGUUUUAGGCAUCACUGUGAAGGAUAUGUGGGUGGACUGAACAGAUAUUUUGUCGUCGAACCACCUCAAUGGCCCAGAAUAUAUAUUUACGCGUCCACCAUCACAGGUAUGUUGACUUUGUCAAUCCACAACAGACACAAUCAUGACACGCAGGUUAAAAUAUCAAAACCAACGAUGUUAAUUUGGGGCAGGUCGAAACACACAUUUAAAAAUUCAUAUACAUUUAACCAGCUAGCUAGUUUAUCCUAGGAGAUGGACACCGGGUUGUUAUUAUACCUGACAUGCAUACGGUCCGAUUAUUAGCUGGUUCAUGGUAGAAUCUUUGACCCGGAGUCAAAAUCGUGCUUCUCUACUCCGAUGAAUCCACAGGUAAAAAGGGAAACCUAGUUAGUUUUUCAGUUCGUUAUCUCUAGUUAAUCGCUCCUCGUUUUGUCUUUCAAGCUUUCGCGUGGGUUUGUGUCUUCCUGAUAUCCAAUAAGGAGGGGACUUGCAGUGCGACCAAUGGAGCAUGUUAUUUAAAAUGCUGCCCUGGAGAUACAGGCAUGGGCAGAAGUAGCAGUUCAAUGCAGUGUAUUGGUGUGAAAUGUGUAUAGCGAUAUAUUGAUUAUAACCAUUUAAUUGAACGAUGCCCUUUUUAAAGCAUAUGCCAUGAUGUGAUCUUGUCAAUGCAAACGAAGAGGUCAUCACGGGCUAGCUAGUUGUAAGCAAAUUCACAUCUGAACGCAAGAGCCAGCACCUAUUCUGCUCGCACAACAGCGUAAGGCUAAUCUAGGGUUUGUCUAAAACUAUGAAAACCUUGUCAUGUACAGUAUAUGGUUGUAUAGGAAUUAUGUAUACAGUGCAUUGCUUCUCUUUUCUACACCAAGCCUUAGGAUCAAUAGGAAUAAUUAAUUUGAUUUGAAAAGGCUGUUAGCUAUAUUGUCAAUGUGAUUACUGUUGUUCAUCGAUCUGAACAUCUCAACGGGACAUUCAACCACUUUUAGGUGCAAAGUAAAUUGCACCUAACAUUGAUUCAAUAGCGUAGCAACCCCUCAUCCCACCUACUGUAUAACCAUCUUAGAUUUGUAACAUGAGUGACAACUUUAGCUGGAGUCUGUAACUGUCUCAACUAGAGAAGCCUAAGAUGUCCAAGACCGUGGCCUAGUUUGCUGGCUGUCACCUUGGUGUUAGAAUGACCCUUGUCCCUCUCUGACCUCUGUGUGCUAUCACUUUAUGCCAAGAGAGUAAGAGAGGGGUCUCCUUACAGCUUAGGAGAGAGAGAGGUCUCCCUACAGUUUAGGGGAGGAGAGAGAGGUCUCCUUACAGCUUAGAGGAGAGAGAGAGGUCUCCUUACAGCUUAGAGGAGAGAGAGAGGUCUCCUUACAGCUUAGAGGAGAGAGAGAGGUCUCCUUACAGCUUAGAGGAGAGAGAGAGAGGUCUCCUUACAGCUUAGAGGAGGAGGGAGGAGAGAGGUCUCCAUACAGCUUAGAGGAGAGAGAGAGGUCUCCAUACAGCUUAGAGGAGAGAGAGAGGUCUCCAUACAGCUUAGAGGAGAGAGAGGUCUCCAUACAGCUUAGAGGAGAGAGAGAGGUCUCCAUACAGCUUAGAGGAGAGAGAGAGAGGUCUCCAUACAGCUUAGAGGAGAGAGAGAGAGGUCUCCAUACAGCUUAGAGGAGAGAGAGAGAGGUCUCCAUACAGCUUAGAGGAGAGAGCGAGAGGUCUCCUUACAGCUUAGAGGAGGAGGGAGGAGAGAGGUCUCCUUACAGCUUAGAGGAGGAUAGAGAGGGUCUCCUUACAGCUUAGAGGAGGAGGGAGGAGAGAGGUCUCCUUACAGCUUAGGCGAGGAGGGAGGAGAGAGAGGUCUCCUUACAGCUUAGAGGAGGAGAGAGAGGGUCUCCUUACAGCUUAGGCGAGGAGGGAGGAGAGAGGUCUCCUUACAGCUUAGAGGAGGAGGAGGAGGGAGAGAGAGGUCUCCAUACAGCUUAGAGGAGGAGGGAGGAGAGAGAGAGAGAGGUCUCCUUACAGCUUAGGCGAGGAGGGAGGAGAGAGAGGUCUCCUUACAGCUUAGAGGAGGAGAGAGAGGGUCUCCUUACAGCUUAGGCGAGGAGGGAGGAGAGAGAGGUCUCCUUACAGCUUAGAGGAGGAGAGAGAGGGUCUCCUUACAGCUUAGGCGAGGAGGGAGGAGAGAGAGGUCUCCUUACAGCUUAGAGGAGGAGGAGGAGGGAGAGAGAGAGGUCUCCAUACAACUUAGAGGAGGAGGGAGGAGAGAGAGGUCUCCUUACAGCUUAGGCGAGGAGGGAGGAGAGAGAGGUCUCCUUACAGCUUAGAGGAGGAGGAGGAGGGAGAGAGAGAGGUCUCCAUACAACUUAGAGGAGGAGGGAGGAGAGAGAGAGGUCUUCUUACAGCUUAGGCGAGGAGGGAGGAGAGAGAGGGUCUCCUUACAGCUUAGGGGAGGAGAGAGAGGGUCUCCUUACAGCUUAGGGGGAGGAGGGAGGAGAGAGAGGGGUCUCCUUACAGCUUAGGGGAGGAGAGAGCGGGAGGUGAGGAAGAGGUGCUUAGUGUAUUUGUUUACUUUCAUCUCCUGUUUUCUCAGCACCUAUUACUGUCAGCACAGUGGUUACUGAGGUUACAGUAGAGAGGGAAACAUGAGGACCGGGUGACGAUGUAAUGGCGUGCUACUAAUAAACCGUCGCCAUGCACGCACACAGUACUACACCGCGUGUGUGUGUGCGCUGUUCUCCUUUCCAGCAGGUCACCCCUGUCAUGUCCCCAUUCCCCCACAUGGGCAUUGCAGUUGAGGGUAGUUGUUGGUUGAGUCCAGGAAGGUGAAAUAGAUUAAAGCACCUCACCUCCUUCACUAAAACAAAUUGAAUUAGGUGUUGAAAUGUCAGAGCUUGUUGUGAAGGACAGGCUGCUUCAGCUGUGAGAGUUCGACGAGGACAAGGUCUUAUUGAUGAGAGAGGGGUUUAAAAUGAAGCGCUACGGAAUGAUUGACAUUUGAUACUUCCCUGGCUGAUUUCUGUCCAUUGUAUUGUUAUUUAAACGACACAGAAAUGUAAUAGAGUUUAAACAUGACAUUUACAAGGUUCCCGAAACAGGUUAUAUAAGGGAAACCAGAGAAAGUCAACUUUAGCUUGGGAAACGAUCCUUGGAAACUGUUUCUGAGCCCCAUUUUUCCGAGCCUUGUACUGUAGAGCGGAAGAGCAGUUGACUUCGAGGCUUCCCCGUCACUCUUUUAUUUGGCCACCACUUUAAAGACCAUCGAUGGUUUCCUGCUGGAAAGGAAGGAACUACUGUUGUCAUUAGUGUUUAGAAGACAGAUCUUUACAUUUCUACAGAACAAAAAAUUUAAACGCAACAUGCAACAAUUUCAAAGAUUUUUUCUGAAUUGCAGUUCAUAUGAGGAAAUCGGUUAAUUGAAAUCAAUUCAUCAUGGCCGUUUUAUCUAUGGAUUUCACGACUGUGAAUACUGAUAUGCAUCUGUUGGUCGCAGAUACCUUUAAAAAAAAAAAUGGGCCUCAGGAAUUUGUCACGGUAUUUUUGAGCUUUCAAAUUGCCAUUGAUAAAAAAAGCAAUUGUGUUUGUUGUCUGUAGCUUAUGCCUGCCUAUAUCAUAACCCCACCAAAACCAUGGGGCACUCUGUUCACAACGUUGACAUCAGCAAACCACUCGCCCACACAACGCCAUACACAUGAUGUGCGGUUGUCAGGCUGGUUGGACGUACUGAUGACAAAUUCUCUAAAACAACAUUGGAGGUGGGUUAUUGUAGAGAAAUUAACAUUCAAUUCUCUGGCAAUAGCUCUGGUGGACAUUCCUGCAGUCAGCAUGACAAUUGCACACUCCCUCAACUUGAGACAUCUGUGGCAUUGUGUUCUGCACAUUUUAGUGGCCUUUUAUUGUCCCCAGCACAAGGUGCACCUGAUCAUGCUGUUUAAUCACCUUCUUGAUAUGCCACACCUGUCAGGUGGAUGGAUUAUCUUGGCAAAGGAGAAAUGCUCACUAACAGGGAUGUAAACUAAUUUGCACACAACAUUUGAGGCGAAAUAACCUUUUUGUGAGUAUAUAACAUUUCUGGGAUAUUUUAUUUCAGCUCAUAAGACUUUACAUGUUGUGUUUAUAUUUUUGUUCAGUGUUGUUGCCCAGUACAUGUAGGCUGUCUUAAAAUCAUAGUCCGAGUGUUUCUCACCAACCAUACUGUGCAUCAAUAGUUUAAACACAGAUUUUUUUUUUUCCCACCCAAACAAAUGUUUUCGUAUCGAAACAACCCCUGGUUGGUGUGUCUGAAAAUCAUGCCGUGUGUUUUGUAACACUCUGCGUCGUUGUGUUGUGGUCCCAUGCAGACAACUACAUCUCAAGCCAUACGAUCUGUCUCGGGACUCUGAGAUGAAUUGGUGUGUGACAAUGCUAUGUGUCACAUUGCAGCAGCCUUUGUUCAAUAUUUCCUGCAGGGAAGGAAAUGUCCUGCUCAAAGCAGAGGAAGGUGAACAUUUUAUAAGUGGCUUCAAUGUCUUGCUUCACUCAUUUUCUUAAUUGUUCAAAUGCAAAUGAAUGUUUGUGUCUUUUCUCGGCUCCACGCUGAAUUAUUUUUGACAUUUGAUGGAUUGUUGAAGCUAUGUCUGUAUGAAUUCUCUUGCCUCGUUUCGAAGUGUGCUUAUGGAAUCCUAACGACCAGGGGUAUUAUGUUCUACAGGACUUAAGUUUGGACACGCUUGUGGUUUCUGUCUGCUUUCUGUGUGCUUUACAUCGGUUCGUGUGUUUAUUUGCGUUUGUAUAAUUGUUGCUACAUGUGAUUUUACCAUUCGGUUCACAUGCUUUAUUUGGGUUCAUUUGCUUUAUAUUUCUUCAUGUGUUCUACAAUGUGCUAAUGUGCUUCAUUUGGGUUCAUUUACUUUAUUUUGCUUCAUUUACUUUAUUUUGCUUCAUUUACUUUAUAUUCAGUUCACAUGCUUUAAUUGGGUUCAUACACUAUUUACAUUGGGUCCAUGUGCUUUAUUUGUUAAUUUAGCUUUAUAUUGCUUCAUGUGCUUUUACAUGGGUCUAUAUGCUUUUUAAAGUGGUUGGUUACCAAACUGGAACCGAACUAGACUGACAUUAGAGACCAAAUGCUUUCAUCCAAACUAGUGUCAUUUAAAAAAAAAAAAAAGAUUGUUCUCCUUACAUGGGUAGGUCGGAGCAGUAGAUCACGGGUAUAAAAACAACCUCGAUAGGACUAUGACCGUUGACAACAUGUCAGAUGUUUAUUAUGGCCUGACCCAUAACUGGCCGUAGGGUAAAGGAGCUUUCUUGUUUUUCUUUUCCCCUGCUGAGAAUCGACAGGUGGCUGGACUUGAGAAAUUAUCCCACAGUCAUCAUUUGUAUGUGUCCAAAGGGAUUUGCUUGUCUAAAAAAUAAAAAAAACUUAUCAGAGUUAUCUCACUCCUGAAGUGCACGUGUGGAUAUAACUCCUUACUCAAAACAUACUGCAGCCUGGUACGUAAGUGAUAAACAACGCAGGACAGACAAUGUAUGUGGACGUCCUUUCCCUACCUCUUGAGACUGUAACAAUUUGCCGCACCAUAUUGAUAAAAGCACUUUAAGCGAUACCUUUAACUCAAAAACUCACGUUAAAGCAAGAGCAAUACGUACGUGGGUUUUUGGUCACACAGGCUUUGCAUGGCAAGUGUAACAGGGGAUGUAUGUGUGGCACUAGUUUCACUGUUCUCUUUUUUUUCUGUUUUAAUGUCAGCUAAUUGAUCUCCAGUGAUUUGCAAAUGUGUACUUUGCAAUAAUACAAAUAUUUUAUUUUCUAUACAAGUGAAUUCAAAUAUAUACGUUGAUAUGUUAUAUAAAUAUAUAAUGUUACUGUACAAACAUCAAACUGUAUGAAAAGUGACACUAGUGACAGCUGUGCACUGUGUUGUCGGUUAGCCUAGCUUAAGUAUUCCAUCCUUAUAUUACGAAAACAAAACUAAUGCAGUAAUGUUGAAAUGAAACGAUAUACCAAAUUAAAGUUGUAAUUUAUAAAUAAAUAAAAAAUGUUUCUCUGAUACAA